CGCACUUCCGGUUUCUACACGCUGCUUCUCUAGCUCACAACCAACACAUCUCUGCUGUUCUGUGAAAACAAGAGAAAAAUCUGCAAACAUGCCGAAAGCCAAGAAGUCAGGGAAAAGAAAGAAGUUCAAUUACAACUUAGACCGGAAGAAGAUGAAGAAACAAGCUAUCAAGAAAUGCAAACCGAGGAUAGAAAAUUCACAGAUUCGAAAUGCAUGGGACGACAAGAAGUCAACAUCCAGGAACUUGCAGGACAUGGGUCUGGCUUUCGAUCCAAACCGCUCGCUGCCAAUACAGAAGAAGAGCCUCACCCGUGAAGACAGAAUAACUAAGGCUCCUGUCGAGACCGUGACCAAGCCCUACGUUGUCAACCAGCUGGAGGAGGAGGCCAACCGUCUGCAGAAAGACUCCAAGACGUUAUCCUCAGACCUGAUCGAGUAUGCACAGCACAUGAUCCGAGAACACAAGGACAACCUCAAGGAGAUGGCCAGGGAUGAGAAGAACUACUACCAGGACACACCCAAACAGAUCAAGAGGAAACUAAUCGAGUACCAGCGCUGCCACAAAGAGCAUUACAACACCUUCAUGAGCUCACUAGCACCCCAGCCCAUAGACCAAUAGAGGAAAUAAAACCCUUUCUCUGGACUUUAAACCAUUCUCCCUAUAGAAUCUCAUUCUGGACAGACUGUUGAGUGCAAACAGGACAGAGGACCAGAAGAUGCACUCAGAGCAUCACCAAUAAUCAGAAAAACCAUCAGUGACAGGAAGUGGAGACGAGUAUUACUUCUAUGUCUUGUUAAGGAUCUUUCUGUUACUUUCCUCCUCGAUCAAAAUGUCCAUUUUGUUUCCAUUGAUAAAGUCUUGAUUUUACCUCUGUUUUAACUGUACAACAUGAUUGAAUGAGAUGUAUUUUUAUUGUCAUUUAAAAACCCUAAAUCUCAA
Molecule: messenger RNA, 940 nt
Organism: Notothenia coriiceps (black rockcod)
Lineage: Eukaryota; Metazoa; Chordata; Actinopteri; Perciformes; Nototheniidae
Gene: nop16
Product: NOP16 nucleolar protein homolog (yeast)
Exons: 5
Coding region: 89-619 (176 amino acids)
Biological process (GO): ribosomal large subunit biogenesis
Cellular component (GO): nucleolus
Source: RefSeq, a predicted model, not a curated record